UUGCUUGUCAAAGUCAAAUAGUGAAAUCAUAAAACAUUUCAAUUCAAAAUUCAAUGUUAUUCAGAAAAGUUAAAAAAGUUUUUAGUGCAAACGUUUGUGUGAACUUUUAAAAAAAAUGUGAUUAAUUUGCUUAGUUUAAGGGUUAAAGACUAUACAUAAAAAUUCCUAUUGGACUAGUUUGAUAGAAAACAUAGGUGCAGUUUUUGACUUCCAGGAAUUUUGUGUUGUUAUCAAUUCAAUUAACAAUAUGGACGAACGAUUUGUUUAAUUGUUUACUUCCAAGAAUUGAUUUUACCUACUAGUUAAAUAAAGGAAAUAACAUUCUCAGAUCUCAAUAUAACAGACUAAAGAUGGACGCGUCAGUAAUAAAAGGAUUAUUUAUAAUUAUGGCCUUUCUGGAAGUAAAUUCAAAGAAUUUGUGUAAUGUUGAUAAAACGCGCAAAUGUGAUUGUUUCAACAACGGGGAGUAUGAAUUCCAGUGUCCUGCCAUAAAGAACAACGUUUUGAUUAAAUCGACUCCUAAUAAGAACCUCGAAAUCGAAUGCAAGGAUUUAGACGUUUUCAAUAUGGAUUUUUUACCCCAGUACAAAGCCGGGGAUGUCAAGUUUGUAUCGUUCAAAUAUUGCCCGUUGCCCGAUGACAAUUUUCAACCCAUAUUAACGCAUUUCGGAAUUAAUAAUUUUACCAUAUUUAAAUUGGAGAAUGUCACCAUACCGGAAUCAUCGUUGAAUCAAACAAUUUCUAAGGACUUGUUUCGUGGAUUAUCGAAUAUUAAAGAAUUGGAAUUAACCAAUAUAUAUUAUAAGCUCGAAGAUGAUGUUCUGGAUUACCUACCAAAUUUAAGCAAUUUUGUGUUGGACCACAGUGAAGUAGACGAUAUUAGUACGUUGAAAUUCCCACCGUCACUCAAAGUGUUACAUCUCACUGGAAGCAUCAUUUCCGAUGUCCCUGUUGGACUAUUUAAAAAUCUUAAUAAAUUGUACCAACUCCAUUUGUGGGGUAACAACAUUACGCGUAUACAAAACAAUACUUUUGUAGGUUUACACAAUUUGACAUCCUUAGAGCUCAGCAGCAACAGCAUCGAAGACAUUGAGGAAGACGGUUUUGCAGACCUUAAAAAACUUCGAAGCAUCAAUUUAAGAUUGAAUAGACUUAACAAGGUUUCGGUCAACAUUUUUAAACACAACAAAUACCUAGAUAAUAUUAGAAUGGAAGAUAAUCCCAAAUUGGUAUUGCCCGAUUAUCUUUUCGCCGAUUUGCCGAAUUUAGAUAUCGUGAAUUUGAAAAAUUCCGGAAUCGAAGACGUUCCCGAGAACUUAUUUAGAGGGUCAAAAGCUGUCAGAACAAUUAAGUUGCAUAUAAACCGAUUGAAAAAUUUACCUGAGAGGAUUUUCUAUGAAUUGACGAAAUUAGAAAAUUUGGAUUUGAGCAGAAACAUGUUAUCUUCGCUUCCGGAUGAAAUAUUCUUAAGUUUGAACUCUUUGGUCGACUUGAAUUUAAGCUUCAACAACCUAUCGAAUAUUACCAACGAGUUAUUCAGGAAAACGGAGAAAUUGAAGAUUUUAAAUCUUAGAUACAACAAAAUCUCUUUUAUCGAAUUCAACAGUUUCUAUUAUCUCGGAAGCUUGACGUCCCUAGAUUUAUCUCAUAAUCGGUUCAAGAUGACUUAUAGCAUCAACGAAAAUCCGUUCAACAAUAUUCUCAAGCUGGAGAGUCUUAUGUUGAGGAAUAAUCUUAUUGAAGAAUUGCCAGAUUUUAAUAAUUUAAUUUACCUCCAAACAGUCGAUUUAAGUUAUAACAGCAUAAAGGACGUUCCUGUGCACUAUAUUAUUUCUCAACCCUCUGAAUCUCUGAAAUUAUUCAACCUAAGCAACAACGCAAUAAAGUACGUCGAUUUAAAAUAUGUAGAUGUUCUGCUGGAGGCUAACAAUCCGCCCAGGUCACAAGUGCAAGUCGACUUACAAAAUAAUCCUUUGGUUUGCGAUUGCACUAACUACGAUCUGGUUCAAUACUGCCAACAAAUGAAACCGAAGGUCACGGCGCAAAUAUACCUUCAGGUAGGAGGCACCCGUUGCACGCAACCCGAGAUAUUCCAAGACAUUCAAAUUCAGCAACUGAAGCCCGAAAACGUCAGCUGCGAAAAACCGGUAAAAGGUUGUCCGAAAGAGUGCAAAAGUUUCUGGAGGCCGUUUAAGAGUUUCCUCGUUUUCGAUUGUUCGAAUAGGAACCUGACCAGCUUCCCUAAGAUACCGGUCAACGAUCACGAAAACGUUGAGUUGAAUUUGAUCGGAAACGACAUUCGAGGCGGGCUCAAUUCUAGCCUGGGUUACCAAAAUGUCAAGAAUCUAUUUUUAUCCAAUAAUAAGUUGCAAGAAUUGAAGUGGAUCCCGCAAGGAAUCGAGAAAUUGACGUUAGAUCGCAACGAGUUAACUCACUUAGAUCCGGAGCUUCUGGAGAUUAUGAACAAUGCAUCUUUAAAGAUUUUGAAAUUGUCGCAUAAUCCGUGGUCCUGUGGAUGUUCUGCACUCAAUCUUCAAAUAUUUAUCAAAGAUAAUUUCAGGAAGUUUCAGAUUAAUUCGGCAGAUGUAAUCUGUAGGGACGACAACAAACCACUGGUAGAAAAACGGGAGCUUUGCAAAUCCACGUCGUUCAUCUUAAUGAUCGUCCUACCAAUCCUUAGUUUCUUGUUAUUAACCGUCGCAAGUCUUGUUCUCUACAUCUACUACAGACAAGAGGUGAAAAUUUGGCUAUUCUCCAAGAAUCUCUGUCUUUGGUUCGUUAGCGAGGAAGAACUUGACGAAGACAAAAUAUACGAUAUAUUUCUCAGUUACUCUCACCGAGACGAAGAUUUCGUCAUUCAAAAUUUACUACCCGUACUGGAAACCGGACCUAAACCGUUCAAAACCUGCAUUCAUGUCAGAGAUUGGGAGGGCGGGGAGAUGAUUUUGACCCACGUCAACAAUUCCAUCGCCAAUUCCAGAAGAACCCUUGUGAUACUCUCCAAUAACUUCUUGGAGAGCGAAUGGGGAAAGGUAGAAUUCAAAUCGGCCCAUUUAAAGGCCUUAGAAGAGGGCAGAACGAGACUAGUUGUGGUGAAAUACGGCGAUCUGGAUGAAAAAAGACUCGAUUCCGAUAUUAAAGCCUACCUCAGUACGAACACUUACAUCGAGUGGGGCAAACCGUGGUUCUGGAAUAAACUCAAAUACGCUUUACCGCAUUCUAGCAAAAACGGUUUCUACAAAUCGAAUCAGAAACACGCGAACGUCAUGUUGAAAAUCGACGAUAAAUUCGAGUUGACCGCGCCGCCUUUGAAACAGCCCGAAAGUACGCCCCCCGUGAUAACUUUGGAUCCUGCUUUACUUAAAAAACAUCCUUUGCAUUUCAAUAACGUCAAUUCGGAAUCGAACCGUCCAUUAGAGGUUCCGCUAGUCGUUAAUACGUGAUUUUAAUUUUAUGUGUGCCAAUCGAAAUUACAUUGCUGUGAAGAAAGUGCUGUAUAAAUUGUGAUUCAUAUGUGUGUACUUCAAGACUUAAACUUUCAGAUAAAUAUGACAAAAUUUUAAAAUAGGUCAAUGACAAGAGGUCUUUUUCAAUGGGAAAUCUGCAAUAAAAUUUGAGGUAACCUGUAAUCAUUUUUUAAAGCAGGAAUUCAGAUUUCGUUAACUGUUGUGAAUACAAAGUUGGUUAAAUGGGAAAAAGAUGUGUAUUUUCAAGAAAUAUUUAUUGGUUUUUUUUUUUUUUCAAAAUUAAAAUGUCGGGUCCGUUUUCAUAGAUAUUUGGACAGAACACCGAAAUUUGAUUAUCACCAAUAAUUUCCAUCUAAAAUAUAAGUUUUGAAACAAUAUUCGAAGCUUUUAUGUAUAAAUAUCAAAACACCUCCAAUAGAACGGGAUUUGGAAUUUCACCAUAUGCAGUUAUAAUUAGAAUAAUUUCAACAUCUUCGAUGUCAUCAAUGGCUCUUGUUUCACUCAAUGAGUUUAAGAAUGUAGCACAAAAUAUUAGCUUGUAUAUUAUCAUUAGGUUUGUUCCAACAGCUCCUUUCUGGUGUGCAUGGAUGCAUUCGUAAACUAAUCACUGCACAUGUCAGUCCGUUUAUUCAUCCGUUGUUUAAUCAGCGAUUUGUACUUGUUGGAACGCAAAAUACAAUGGAAUUGGACAAACCAAACACAUGUUUGGUGAAUUGCUAUUUUAAACAUUAUUUAAAAUACAACAAAACACAUUUAUUUAGCUGUCUCGAACGCUCUAUGUAAAUGUAUAAUUUUGAAACCUUAAGAUGUUUUUUUAUUAAAAAUAAGUACUUAUUUUACAUAAAAAAACCGUACACAAGAUAAAAACAUAAAUUAUUUCAUUUAAAAGAAAUAGAAACCCAAGCCACUCUAAGCUAACUUAAAAUCCGAACAAUUACAAAUAGCACAUACGAGAAGAGACGUUCAAAUGCGCAUGUGCUGAUAUAUUGUACAAGCUAUGAAGCUCUGAUCGUUUUGACAAUCCACCGACUCAUUCAUGUACGAAUCAGAAAAUACUUUGGAUCGUUUUACUGACAGUUCAUCGGAUCAGAUUCGCUGUUGGAACAAACCUUUUAUUUUUUAGAAAGCUCUGUGAAUUUAGAUAUACAGUAAUACCCCGGACUUACGCGAUAGGUAUGACCAAGAGAUAGCCGUGUAAGUCGAAUUCGCGUAAGUCGGGGUUCAAUUUUGCAUAUAAAUACGUAUAAAGUUUGUGUAAUCGGGACCAGAGUGAGUCUAAAGAAAACAAUAAUUUAGAAGAAACAUGUUCAAUAAAAUGUUACAUAAUAAAAACAAUUUACAUUACUAUUAAUAAAACAACGUAAACCGAAGUAUUUUGAUGUCGAAGGCUUCAUAUAUUCUAGUUAAGUUUUACUUCUCACGUAAAAUUUCCUCGAAGCAUCCCAACAUCUUUUUUAUUUCCCGUUUUGUAGUAGAAUCCAUUUAAAAUUAGUAUAGACUUAAUUUUGAUUGUACAUUUACUGCCCAUCUAAUAAAUAAAACACAAAUCUAAAUACAUCCAAACGUUUAUUUAAAAAUUAACGUGAUAUUUAGCUCAGCGACCGAUGAAUGUUCUCGCGCAUUUCACUUAAGAUUUUAAAAACUUAGAAAUCCAGAGUUUUGAUAAAUCAGAUUCAUAAUAAUGGUGUUUCGGGUCGCACAUAAAAGCUUGGCGGGACCGCAGGUUGGUCUAGAUCAUUCUCUGUAUUUAUUUGUUCCUAUCUUCUUAGAAAUCUAUUACUUAAAAAUUUAAGAACUUUUUAGGAAUUGUGAAAAUGAAUAGGACCGUACUUAAAAAAAAUUGGUUGGGUAAAAAAUAAAUGGAGGUUUCAAAAAUGAUCAAAAAUACAAGUUGAGAGAGACUAAAAAAGAACCAAUAAAUUCACUUCUUUUUUUCCAAUUUAAACAACUGGUAUCUAUAACGAUUAAUUAAAUCUUUUCUAUACUGUAUUUUUUGCAAAAAUGGAGUUUACAACAAAAAGUACCUAAUGAUUGGACUAUGAAUUUUAUUGUGGAGCCAUUUGGUCUGACCUCUAAGAUUCUGCGUUUGGUUAAGAUUUAUUUAGAGUACUGCAAGAUGUUUCUUAAAUCAAUCUGCGAUUUAAGUAUACCUAAUAAUUAGGUUCAAAGUUAUUAAGAAUAAAUGAGUACAAAAUUUGCUGUUGAAAGUUUUGUAUGUCCUGAAUUCCUGAAAUGUGAUAAACAAUUAUUGUAUAUUUUUUUAUAAAUGAAUAUAAAAUAUUGAAUAGGUUUUAUGUUUAAAUUUUAUGGAGUUCGUUUUAUAUGUAUUUUUUUUUAUUUUUUGUUGAAACUUAAGACAAUAAUUUUCGGAUUAGAAUUAAAAAAUGUGAAAUAAAAGACUCGUAAACUUAAUUUACAUUAA
Messenger RNA from Psylliodes chrysocephalus, 5889 nucleotides. The record is from the annotation of a GenBank genome assembly. NCBI's taxonomy places the organism in Eukaryota, Metazoa, Arthropoda, Insecta, Coleoptera, Chrysomelidae.